AUGCAGGCCUUACCAGAGUCGCGUCAACAGACUUUCGAGGAGAUCUACGGUCCUCCGGAAAACUUCCUCGAGAUAGAAGUCAAGAACCCACAGACUCACGGCUCCUCCCCUCGAAACAUGUACACAUCCUACGAGAUCCACACACGAACCAACAUUCCGGCCUUCAAACUGCGUCACUCUGUGGUCCGCCGUCGCUACUCAGACUUCGAGUACUUCCGAGACAUCCUCGAGCGAGAAAGCGCUAGAGUCACGAUUCCUCCAUUACCGGGCAAAGUCUUCACAAACAGAUUCUCGGACGAUGUGAUCGAGCACAGGAGAGAAGGAUUGCAGCGCUUCCUGCAAAUUGUGGUGGGACAUCCACUGCUGCAGACAGGGAGUAAAGUCCUUGGGGCGUUCAUACAAGGUAUGAUCAGAGUAGCGAUGCGGCUGUCUGAGUGA
Molecule: messenger RNA, 438 nt
Organism: Cladophialophora carrionii CBS 160.54
Lineage: Eukaryota; Fungi; Ascomycota; Eurotiomycetes; Chaetothyriales; Herpotrichiellaceae
Product: sorting nexin-3
Exons: 2
Coding region: 1-438 (145 amino acids)
Biological process (GO): late endosome to Golgi transport; endocytic recycling
Cellular component (GO): early endosome membrane; retromer complex
Molecular function (GO): phosphatidylinositol-3-phosphate binding
Source: RefSeq, a predicted model, not a curated record